This is a messenger RNA of Camelina sativa (false flax), 1320 nucleotides long. Its product is annotated as putative F-box/FBD/LRR-repeat protein At5g56810. Lineage: Eukaryota; Viridiplantae; Streptophyta; Magnoliopsida; Brassicales; Brassicaceae. The record is from RefSeq and is a predicted model, not a curated record. Gene Ontology annotation, molecular function: protein binding.
AUGAAAGCUGCAAGAUUGGAAACUGAACCUACAUAUUUAGAUAGGAUUACUCACUUACCUGACGAUUUGCUUUUCCGAAUACUCUCAUUCAUUCCUGUAAGUGAUGCUAUGGCCACAAGUUUGCUAUCUAAACGAUGGACAUCUCUGUGGAAGAUGAUGCCAACACUUGAGUAUGAUGAGAACUAUUGUCCCAACAUUGGUUCAUAUAGAUAUCACAAAUUCUGCAAGAGGUCACUGGAAUUACAUAAAGGUCCGGUUCUUAAAACCCUAAACCUUAAACUUAAGAAUCCCUCCUUUGACUUCUUAGAUUCACUGCUGUUUCCAAGAAUUAGUUCCACUCUCCUCGAAGUCACAGUCACCUCUACGUCUACGUCUACGUCUUACCCUCGUUAUUAUAGUAUGAUCACUUUCCCAAAUAACCUCAGAGUCUUUCACACAGUAGUUGUUUUGAAACUCCAAGGCCAGAUUCUUAUUGAUGUUGUUGAUUCUCCAGUUUGCUUCAUGUCUUUGAAAACUUUAUAUCUCACAUGUGUGAACUUCAAGCGCGAAGAAUCAUUCGGUACACUGUUAUCGUCGUGUCCUGUUCUUGAAUGUCUUUUCCUCCAAAGACUUUGCACUGUCGGCCGUUUUUUGUUCUCCAUAUCAGUCCCUUCUCUAGAAAGAUUAUUCAUCACUAAAGAGGCUGCUUAUAAUUUUAAAGAUGACUCAAUAAUUGAGAUAAAUGCUCCUUCUUUGAAUUACUUGGAGAUCAAGGAUCGCAGAGGUAGUUUUGAUUCUGUUGAGGAUAUGCCGAAAUUGGUAGAUGCACAUGUGGCAGUUAAUUUGUCAAAAACUGGAAAGUUUCUUAAAGCUCUUACUUCGGCUAAGCAUCUUUGGCUAGAUUUAUAUCCUUCAAUGGUUUUUCACCAUACAAAUAGGUUCAUCCCCAAGCAGCUUCUUUAUCUGGAGUUAAACAUUUAUGAGAAUUUUCAGUCAAAUCUACUUCUGAGUUUGCUGAAAGAUUUCCCUAAUUUACAAGCUCUCAAGCUCAACCACACACAUCCCAACUAUGAUAUCGAGGAUCAACCGUGUUUAGUCUCUAAACCGAGCUCCGUUCCUGAAUGCUUAAGCUUCCAUCUCGAGACUUUUCAAUGGAUAGGCUACUCAGGGACAGAUGAAGACAUAGAAGUUGCGGUAUACGUUUUGAAAAAUGCUCGUUGUUUAAAGAAUGCUACGAUCUCUCUACAUUCAAUGGGCACAGAGAAUAAUCUGAUGAUGAUUAAUGAGUUGAAAUCUAUGUCUAAAGCUUCAACCAUGUGUCAGCUUGUAACUAAAUUUUAG